This is a messenger RNA of Populus nigra (black poplar), 5668 nucleotides long. RefSeq names its product disease resistance protein RPS2-like. The coding region runs from base 299 to 4864 and encodes 1521 amino acids. Gene Ontology annotation, molecular function: ADP binding. Lineage: Eukaryota; Viridiplantae; Streptophyta; Magnoliopsida; Malpighiales; Salicaceae. The transcript has 7 exons. The record is from RefSeq and is a predicted model, not a curated record.
AUGCCAUCAAAAAAGGGUAACAGGCAGGUCUUAUUACUUGAGCGGGUGUUGCAGAGAUAGUCUCUCUUUCUUUCUCCUUAUUCAUAAUUUUCCAAAAAAAAAAAAAAACGGUAACCGAUCAUAGCUUAUAGAUUAAGUAUCGUGUCAAAGUGAUCAUCAUCAACCUUCCAUUCAUUUCUCUCUUUGCUAGCUGGCUUCCAUACAGAGCUAAAGGCUUUCUCCUUUUGUUCCUCUCGCUAUAUUUUAUUAUUGACCAGUGCUUUCCGCAAAUAUUUUCACAAAUUAAGACUGGUGGAAAAUGGCUAUCGAAAGUGCUGGUGGAUCCAUUGCAUCUAAGAUAGCAGAACGCUUGGUGGAACCAGCAAUAAGGCAGUUCCAUUACAUGUUCUGUUUCAACAAUUUUGUUCAAGAAUUCGAUGACCAAAUGAUGAACCUUGCUGUGGCACUUUAUCGUCUGCAAGAUGCUGUCAACGUUGCUAAAAGGAAUGCUGAAGAAAUUGAGAUUGAUGUCAACAAAUGGCUGGAAGAUGCAAAAAAUGAAGUUGAAAGUGUGAAUCGUUUGCGAAAUGAAAAAAGGAAAAUUGGCAAAUGCUUUACUUGGUGUCCAAAUUGGAUGCGACAAUUCAAGUUAAGCAAGGCACUGGCGAAGAAGACGGAGACUUUGAGAAAACUUGAAGAAAAUAGCAGAAAGUUUCCAAAAGUGUCCCACAAAGCACCUCUUCAAGAGAUAAAAUUUCUUCCAUCAAAGGAAUUCACACUCUCAGGAUCGUCAAAAGAAGCUUUCAAACAGAUUAUGAAAGCUCUCAAAGAUGACAAGGUCAAUAUGAUCGGAUUGUACGGCAUGGGAGGGGUGGGUAAAACCACCCUGGUGAAAGAAGUAGCCAGGAGGGCCAAAGAGUUGCAGUUGUUUGAUGAAGUUCUGAUGGCUACACUGUCCCAGAAUCCAAAUGUCACAAGCAUCCAGGAUCAAAUGGCAGAUAGUUUAGAUCUGACUUUUGUCAAGAAGAGUAAAGAAGGGAGAGCAAAUGAAUUAUGGCAGAGACUGCAGGGAAAGAAGAUGCUUAUAGUCCUGGAUGAUGUUUGGAAAGAUAUUGACUUCCAAGAGAUAGGGAUCCCAUUUGGUGAUGCUCACUGGGGUUGUAAAAUUCUUCUAACAACACGUCUUGAAAACGUAUGUUCGUCUAUGGAUUGCCAGGAAAAAGUGUUUUUAAGAGUCCUAUCUGAAAAUGAAGCAUGGAAUUUAUUCCAAAUCAAUGCAGGUUUACGUGAUGAGGACUCUGACUUGAACAGAGUGGCAAAGGAGGUUGCGAGAGAAUGCCAAGGCUUGCCUAUAGCACUUGUGGCAGUGGGAAAGGCUCUAAGAGAUAAAUCUGAACAUGAGUGGGAAGUAGCAUCUGAAGAGCUCAAAAAAUCUCAAUCUCGGCACAUGGAAAAAUUUGAUGACCGAAGAAAUGCAUAUGCAUGUCUUAAAUUGAGCUAUGAUUAUUUGAAGUACAAGGAAACCAAGUUAUGUUUCUUGCUAUGCUGUUUAUUUCCAGAAGAUUACGACAUUCCAAUCGAGGAGUUGACGAGAUAUGCAGUUGGCUACGGGUUACAUCAAGAUGUGGAGUCCAUUGAAGGUGUAAGGAAACGAGUUUAUAUUGAAAUCGAAUACCUCAAAGAUUGUUGUAUGCUGUUGGGCACAGAAACUGAAGAACAUGUGAAAAUACAUGACUUGUUUCGUGAUGUUGCUAUUCAGAUAGCAUCAUCAGAAGAAUAUGGAUUCAUGGUAAAGGCUGGCAUUGGGUUGCAGGAGUGGCCAACGAGCAAUAAAAGCUUUGAAGGUUGUACAGUAAUCUCGUUAAUGGGCAAUAAACUCACAAAACUUCGUGAAGGAUUGGUUUGUCCACAGCUCAAAGUUCUAUUGUUAGGACUGGAUCGUGGUUUGAAUGUUCCAGAGAGGUUUUUUGAAGGGAUGAAAGCAAUUGAAGUUUUGUCUCUAAAGGGAGGGUGUUUGUCAUUGCAAUCACUUCAAUUCUCAACGAACCUUCAAUCGUUGCUGUUGAUCCACUGUAAAUGCAAGGACCUCAUUUCAUUGAGAAAGCUGCAAGGACUUGAGAUUCUUGGUUUUACAGGGUGCGACUCCAUUGAAGAAUUACCUGGUGAAAUUGGGGAGCUCAAGGAGUUGAGGUUGUUGGAUGUGACAGGUUGUGAAUUGCUAAGAAGGAUUCCAGUGAAUUUGAUUGGAAGGUUGAAGAAGUUAGAAGAACUGCUAAUCGGGUGUUACAGCUUUAAGGAAUGGGAUGUCGUUGGGACAAGCCGGGGAGGAAUGAAUGCAAGCCUAACAGAACUGAACUCGUUGUCUCAUUUAGCUGUAUUAUCAUUGAGGAUACCGAAGGUUGAACGCAUUCCCAGAGAUUUUGUUUUUCCCAGGUUGCUCAAAUAUGAUAUUUGGGUGUUAGGGGAUGGGUAUUCAGAACUUGAUAAUGAAUACCCAACUGCAAAGACAAGAUUAUAUUUGGGUGAAAUCAGCGCCACAUCCUUAAAUGCGAAGACAUUUGAGCAGUUGUUUCCUACUGUGUCUCAAAUUAGCUAUCGUAGAGUGGAGGGUUUAAAAAAUAUUGUAUUGUCCUCUGAUCAUGGCCAUGGGUUGCGAAAGGACUUCUUACAAAGAUUAGAACAUGUCAAAGUGAAUGGAUGUGGGGAUAUUUGCACUCUGUUUCCAGCAAAAUGGCGGCAAGCUUUGAAAAAUCUAAGGAGAGUGACUAUUAGUAACUGCAAAUCAUUGGAAGAGGUAUUUGAAUUGGGUGAGGCUGAUGAAGGAAUUAACGUGGAGAAGGAGCUGCCGCUGCUGUCAUCUUUAACAGAGUUACAGCUGUCACAUUUACCUGAGCUCAAAUGUAUAUGGAAGGGGCCCACCAGACAUGUCAGCCUCCAAAGUCUUAUUCAUUUGAAGUUGUGGUAUCUUAACAAACUGACAUUUAUCUUCACACCGUCCCUAGCUCAAAGUCUUAUUCAUCUAGAAACACUACAGAUAGAAAAUUGUCGUGGAUUGAAGCAUCUUAUCAUUGAAAAGGAUGACGAAAGGGAAAUAAUUCCAGAGUCUCUUGGCUUCCCAAAAUUAAAAACUCUCUCUAUAAGAGGCUGUGAUAAACUGGAAUAUGUCUUCCCUUUCUCUGUGUCUCCAAGUUUUCAGAACCUAGAGGAGAUGGAGAUUGGUUUUGCUGACAAUUUAAAGCAAGUAUUUUACAAUGGAGAAGGAGAUGCAGUCACCAGAGAUGGCUUCAUCAACUUCCCUCAGCUAAGAGAAUUGUCUCUUUCAAGUUGCAGCUUUUUUGGUCCAAAGAAUUUUACUGCCCAAUUGCCUUCUUUGCAAGUGUUAACCAUUAAAGGCCACGAAGAAUUGGGUAAUUUGUUGGCACAGCUACAAGGUUUUACAAGUUUGGAAACAUUAAAGUUGUCCUCCCUGCUUGUGCCUGACUUGAGGUGUAUAUGGAAGGGUCUCGUGCCAUGCAAUUUGAUUGCUUUGGAGGUGAAAGAGUGUAAGAGACUGACACAUGUAUUCACAAACAACAUGAUUGCUAAUUUAGUUCAACUGGAAGUUCUAUACAUAUCAACUUGUGAGGAAUUGGAGCAAAUCAUAGCUAAGGAUAUUGAUGAUGAAAAUGAUCGAAUUUUGCCAGAAAGUGAUCUCCAAUCUUUAUGCUUCCCCAAUUUGUGUCGAUUUGAAAUCAAUGAAUGCAACAAGUUAACAAGUCUCUUCCCAGUAGCCAUAGCUUCAGGUCUCCCGAAGCUCCAAAUACUUAAAGUAAGCCAAUCCUCUCAUCUAUUAGGAGUAUUUGGGCAGGAUGAUCAUGCUUCACCUGUCAAUGUUGAGAAGGUGAUGGUGCUCCCUGAUCUACAGGAGUUGUUGCUUGUGCAAUUACCAAGUAUUUCCUGCUUUAGUCUCGGAUGUUAUGAUUUCUUGUUCCCUCGUUUGGAGAAGUUGAAGGUGUAUGGAUGCCCAAAGCUAACCACAGAAUCUGCAACUACAUCAAAUGACUCAAUGAGUGAUCAAUCAGAGGGGUUUAUGAAUUUGAAAGAAAUAUCUAUUAGAAACUUGGAAGGAGUACAAGAUUUAAUGCAAGUUGGACGUUUGGUAACUAAUAGAAGAAAUGAGCAUAAACUUUCACUUGUGAGUUUGAAAACAUUACAGUUGAACUUAUUGCCAGACAUGAGGUGUCUCUGGAAGGGUCUCGUGCCGAGCAAUUUGACUACUUUGGAGGUGAAAGAGUGUAAGAGAUUGACACAUGUAUUCACAAACAACAUCAUUGCAAGUCUAAUUCAACUGAAAAUUCUAGAGAUAUCAAAUUGUGAGGAAUUGGAGCAAAUUAUUGCUAAGGGUAAUGGUGAUGAAAAUGAUAAGAUAUUGUCAGGAAGUGAUCUCCAAUCUUCAUGCUUCCCUAAUUUAUAUCGACUUGAGAUCAGACGAUGCAACAAGUUGAAGAGUCUCUUCCCAGUAGCCAUAGCUUCAGGUCUCAAAAAGCUCCAAAUACUUCAAGUAAGAGAAUCCUCUCAAUUAUUGAGAGUAUUUGGGCAGGAUGAUCAUGUUUCUACUGUCAAUGUUGAGAAGGAGAUGGUGCUCCCUAAUCUGCGGUUGUUGUUUCUAGAAAAAUUACCAAGCAUUGUCUACUUCAAUCAUGGAUAUUAUGAUUUCUUAUUCCCUUGUUUGUGGACGUUAAAGGUGCGUCAAUGUCCAAAGCUGACCACAAAAUUUGCUACUACAUCAAAUGGUCCAAUGCGUGCUCAAUCAGAGGUAUCUCAAGUAGCUGAGGAUUCCAGCACCAGUUGCUCCAUGCCAACCAACACUUGUAGAAUGUGGACCCGGAAAAAUGGGUGGGAAUAGAAAGAGGAAGAGGGAAUUUUUAGCAUAUACUAGAUUACUGAGUAGGCAGACUCCGGCCGUAAAACCAAACAUUGAUUGAUUUCGGGCUGCAAAUGAAGUUAUACAACUCAAUUUCAGGCGUUCAUCACCAUUUUCAAAUAUCUGAGAUGAAGACUACAAAACAUAUGAAGGGCAUAGAACUCAGUUUUGCUGUUUUGAAGCCCAAAGAGCGAGUCGAAAAACAUGGAUUGAAUCAAACCCGAACUUCCUAAACUCCAAAUGUUGUCUCGGGUUAUGACCCAUAUCUCAAGUCUAAGAGGUCCAAAAAUUGCAAAAUCAGUGUCAUUGGAAAGAUGAUUCGACUUUCUACAAUUUCUCCAGAAAUAGAGAUCUUUGAAUUCGCACGUUUCUUGCCUCAAAUCUGGCCUGCAAUAUCCGGAUAGAAAAGAAAUCAAAACAGAGAAGGAAACUUUCUUCAUUCAGCAGGGGGUAAAAAGGCGAGAGUAUUAGAGAAAGAGGGGAGAUCAGCUAGGGAAACGAACAAAACAGAGAGAGACCCUACAAUACACCAAAAAGAGAGGAGAGAAGCAGCACAAAGUGGAGACUAAAACAGAGAAAAACAGGGGGAUGAAAAUCGAAGAAGAUUGGAGGACACUUAUCUAUUCUACUGCCAUUCUCUGCUUUUGAGUGAUGUUCAUCGUAUCAAGUUUGUUUCUCUUUAAUUUAACUAUGGAGUAGACUUUUAUUCUGGGAUUUUUGAUGUAAUCUUACUAAGAAUAUGUGAACAAUUUCUUUUGAUUGAAUUAUUAUAUUAGUUGUUGAGUA